Lampris incognitus (smalleye Pacific opah) is the source of this 720-nucleotide messenger RNA. RefSeq names its product transmembrane emp24 domain-containing protein 6-like. NCBI's taxonomy places the organism in Eukaryota, Metazoa, Chordata, Actinopteri, Lampriformes, Lampridae. Gene Ontology annotation, cellular component: endoplasmic reticulum; COPII-coated ER to Golgi transport vesicle; endoplasmic reticulum-Golgi intermediate compartment. Bases 1 to 720 code for a protein of 239 amino acids. The record is from RefSeq and is a predicted model, not a curated record. Gene Ontology annotation, biological process: intracellular protein transport; endoplasmic reticulum to Golgi vesicle-mediated transport; Golgi organization. The transcript is spliced from 5 exons.
AUGGCGGACUUGCCCCCUGCUCGCUUGCGUCUCUUUAAGCCUGCAUUCCACUCCACGGGAAUGGACUUCUUUAAAUCUGAGCCCUCCCUGGGCCAGGCAGAUCCCAGCCUGUUCAGAGGAUCAGACAGCUAUGACUUUGCCAUCAGUGUCCCUGCUUCUGGAAUGGAAUGUUUCUGGCAUUUCGCCCAUCAGAGUGGACACUUCUACCUGACUUACAUGGUGCAGUGGAGCACAGGCAUGGCCAUUGACCACAGACUCUUUGUGACUGUCAUCUCACCUGAGGGUUAUCUCAUGGCAUCCGGAAAUGAUGCCAUCAGUCAAAUCCACUUCCAGACUGAGGCGACAGGUUUUUACCAGAUGUGUGUUGGUAAUCGCAAUAAGUUUGGAACAGUGCGGGUCUAUCUGAACUUCGGCGUCAUCUACGAAGGCCUUGAGGAAGUCGGGAGCGAGGGCAAGGAGGAACAGAAGGCCCUCAACAGCACUUUGACCAGUAUUGAGGAGAGCACCAAGAAGCUCCAAACUUACAUCUUCCACAUGUGGCGGCACUACAGCUAUGCCCGCAUGAGGAAAGGGGCGGACCACUACCUCCUGCUGUCCAACCUCAACUACGUCACCUGGUGGUCAGCGGCACAGAGCGUCGCCAUCAUCCUGUCUGGUUUUCUGCAGCUCUUCUUCCUCAAAAGACUGUUUCAUACAGACUCCGGCAGGCCACGAUGCUGA